Molecule: messenger RNA, 2313 nt
Organism: Limanda limanda (common dab)
Lineage: Eukaryota; Metazoa; Chordata; Actinopteri; Pleuronectiformes; Pleuronectidae
Product: cadherin-like protein 26
Exons: 18
Coding region: 1-2313 (770 amino acids)
Biological process (GO): cell morphogenesis; cell-cell junction assembly; adherens junction organization
Cellular component (GO): adherens junction; catenin complex; plasma membrane
Molecular function (GO): cadherin binding; calcium ion binding
Source: RefSeq, a predicted model, not a curated record
AUGAGGACUUUUUCCCUGCUUCUGCUGGAGCUUUUGCUGCGUUCCAAAAGAAGGUGGGUUUUGUCUACGAUCGAACUAAAAGAGGAGGAACCUGUCGAUGGGGAAAAACUUAUUUCAAAGAUGAAGUUUGAAAUAAUGCACGAGACGGGAUACCAUGAAAUAGACGAUCCACUAACUAUAAUUGUAGAUAUAGAGGACAUCAAUGACAAUGCACCUAUUUUUAAGAAUCUGAUUUUCAAUGUAAAGGAGAACACAGAGGGGAUCCUGCCAGUGGUGCUGGAGGUUUCUGACGAGGAUCAGGAGGACACGCCUAACUCUAAAGUCACCAUCACUAUGGUUAAACAGGAACCGGCAGAGCCCAAGAUUGAGUUGAAACAGCUCAGUGACACAAAGGCCCAGCUCACAUUAAAAGGAUGUUUUGACUACGAUAAAAUCAAGACAUAUAAAGUUACAGUUAAAGCAGAAGAUCAUGGGAAACCAGCUUUAUCCUCCACUGCUGUUGUUACUCUCAAUGUUGUUGACACAAACACCCAUCCAGCAAAGUUCAAGAACAAAAAGUUCUAUGGUGAGGUGUAUGAAUCACAACCCAAAAAGGACGUAUUGAGAGUCGAAGUAGAAGACAAAGACACUCUACACACUCCUGGAUGGCGGGCCAAAUAUUUCUUCGUUGACAAAAAAGAGGAUGAAUAUUUCCAAAUUGAAACUGACCCCGAAACAAAUGAAGGUGUUCUGAACUUCAUCAAGGGGAAGGAUUAUGAGAGGACAAUUAAUAUAACCUUGGAGAUCGGAGUAGAGAACGAAGAACCCCUUUUUGUUUGUGCAGACAAAUCAACCGGCACAGUCACACUUCCACCUAAAAAUAAAAUCAACGUCACAAUAAAAAUGUUUGAAGUCAAUGACGCACCGCAGUUUGACCCAGAGAAAGUUGAUGUGUACCUAAAAGAAGAGGAGGAGCCGGGGAAGUGGUGGCUCCCUCCAAAGGUCACUGAUCCGGACUCUGACAUAGACAAGAUCAGGUUUGUGCUGUGCGAAGAUCCAGCGGGUUGGCUGACCAUUGACCCGAUUUCAGGAAAAGUAACAUCAGUGAAGAAUAUGGACAGAGAAUCACCCUUUGUUGAGAAGGGCAUUUACAAAGCAGUCAUCUGCGCCAUUGAUGACGGUGAACCUCCAGCCAACAGUACAUGCCCGCUGCUGUUCCACCUGGGGGAUGUCAAUGACAACAAGCCAAGGCUGGCAAGCAAAAGCGUCAUUUUGUGUGGAAACAAGGGCGACAGGGCCAUGGUGCCUGUCAUAGACCCAGAUGAUCCUCCAUACAGUGGGCCCUUUGCCUUUUCUCUGGGAGGUGAUGAUACAAAUCUGGAGCAGCAAUGGAAACUAGACCCUGAUGUUGGUACGGAAGGCGGCCUUAUUAGCCUGAAGCCACUUGCUUAUGGCAACUACUCUGUGCCACUGAAGAUUGAGGACCAACAGGGCAUGGGCGCACAAGAUACCGUCAAUGUGAUAGUGUGCAACUGUGGGGAAGCAGACGUUUGCCCAGCCAGAGGGCCGCUAUCAACCAGCCUCGGGGCCGCUGGUGUUGGAUUGAUUAUUCUGGGAUUUCUCAUAUUUUUAUUGCUGCUCCUCGUCGUUAUAUGUAAGUGUGGAGAAGGGGCGAUGAAACACAUCACCCUCCCGUACGAUGAGGGCAGCCAGACCCUUAUGAAGUACAACGAAGAAGGAGGCGGCGCUGCAAGCACAGCUAUGCCCACUAUGCCCUGGCUAUCUUCAAAUGGUGAAACUGUGACAGACAGCCAGAAACUGGCCAGCGGGCAGAUAAACAGAGCGGAUCAGGUCAUGAUCCAGAAUGUGGGCAAAUACAACACCGUAGGAUCCAUCAUGGAGGAAAUCGGCUCCAAUCAAGCGCUGUCCACAGGAAGGCCAGCAUCCCGGAGUCGCCUCUUCACUGUAGACGUUGACACUGGCAUUUUGCGGAACAUAUCAAGGAAUACAACCAGGAGCAACAGCUACCGGGUACCCAUGAAGGGAGGCUCCACCAGCUACAUGCAGUCUUUCAGCAUGCGGCCAAAUAUCCUCCUCCCUGAUCUCAUCGAAAGGAAACUCCACUUGGUUGAUGGAGACAUUAUCGACCACCCGAUGCAACAGCCCUUUGCAUAUGCCUACGAGGGUCAGAACAGCAAAUGCCAGUCACUGGAUAAGCUGUCCCUCAGCAACCUGGGAGAUGAAACAGAGUUUCUGAAUGAUUUAGGGCCAAAGUUCAUGACCUUGGGCAACAUCUGUCACCAAACAGCUCCAGACAACAACACACAGAUUUGA